This is a messenger RNA of Pieris brassicae (large cabbage white), 2560 nucleotides long. RefSeq names its product retinoid-inducible serine carboxypeptidase-like. The record is from RefSeq and is a predicted model, not a curated record. Gene Ontology annotation, molecular function: serine-type carboxypeptidase activity. NCBI's taxonomy places the organism in Eukaryota, Metazoa, Arthropoda, Insecta, Lepidoptera, Pieridae. The coding region runs from base 224 to 1507 and encodes 427 amino acids. The transcript has 9 exons. Gene Ontology annotation, biological process: proteolysis.
GCUCUAGAAGACAAUUAUGUUAGUAAUUAAUGUAUCGGAUGUCCUCUACGUCUAACUAAAAACACGUGACGAAAAUUGUAGCGAUCAGGAUAAUCCUUCAAUUCGUUCAUUUAGCGUAUUAGUUCAUUAAUUUAAAAUUACAAUGAUCUCACCGCGAACAGUUUUUAGCGCAUUCGAGCACUAUGCUUCAAAGCUAUCGUGUGUCCUUAUGUACUAAAGAACUAUGAAGUGUAGUUAUAUAUUACUUGUUUUGCUUCACGGGUUCUUCUUAGCUGCAUGUGACGUUCCAGAAUCAAAUAUAUAUCUAGAAGCCCUACGUCAGAGACCUUGGAAAUCAGUUCAUAAAUAUAUCGAAGUUCGACCUGGGGCAUUUCUAUUUUACUGGCUGUACUAUGCUGAUGCAACGAGGGCAGGUGCUGAUCAAAAACCCUUGAUAAUAUGGAUUCAAGGUGGUCCGGGGAAUGCUGCGAGUGGAAUUGGAAAUUUUUGCGAGCUUGGUCCCUUUAAAACAGAUAUGUCACCACGAAAUUACACAUGGGUGAAUGGCAGAAACAUUUUAUUAAUUGACCAUCCAGUCGGUGCGGGAUUUAGUUACGCCGUCAACACAUCUUUAUAUGUGACAAGCGAUAGAGAAGCAGCAAAAGAUUUGAUGCGGUUUACGAAGGCUUUUUUCAAAAUUCAUAAGGAAUUUCGUAAAACACCGACUUAUGUUGUCGGUCAAAGUUAUGGCGGUAAAUUGACUGCAAGGUUGGGAUAUUUUCUUCAUACGGCUAUAGAAAGAAAACGCUUGAAGAUGAACUUCAAGGGAAUUGGGAUUGGCGGAGGUUGGAUAGACACUAGUGAGAGUUCUAAGCAGCAACCACGCUUUUUGUUUGAUAUGGGUUUAAUAGACAUCAAAGCCUUUAGGACAGCUACAAAAAUAGCUGAAAAUAUCAGCAGUCUUAUUAAAACAAGGAAUUAUUACAAGGCGGGACAACUCGACUACGUUAUGUUUGGUACAAUAAUGGACGACGCGUCCUACGAAUAUGAUAUGAUAAAUUUGGAAAACAUCAAUCAUUAUAGCUACAGUUUACUUUUAAAAAAACUAGAUGAGAAUAUGAAUACGUUUGUAAAACCGACUCUUAACGUUAAUCAAAGUAUCAAUUGGAAACAUCUGACAUACGAUGUCUAUUUUAGUUUGCAAAAUAGCUUUGUUGAGCCUGGUACUAGAUUUUUAGAAAUUCUACUUAAUCGAACAAACUUGAAAGUCGCUGUGUAUAAUGGGAAUUUGGAUGCAGUGACGCCAUUGUGUGGGGCUACAAGUUGGGUACAUAAUUUGAAAUGGCACGGCGCAAAACAGUUUUUCGAUGCAAAAAGAGUUCCAAUACGAGGCGAAAGAAACGGCUUCUACAAAACAUACGGAAAAUUGAGUUUUUGGGCCGUAUUCGGUUCCGGACAUUGGGUCCCUGAAGACAAUCCAACCGCUAUGGAGCAGAUAUUACAGUUUUUAACUCAGAAUGAUUCUUAACGUGUUUAUUAUAGGUGUAAGAAAGAAAAGGAAUAAAUAAAAUAGUAUAUUGAAUUUAAAAUAAUACAAUAUUUACAUAAACAGCCAAUAACAAUAUUUAUAUAGCACAUAGACAAAUUAAAAAAGCUAGUUCGAGACCACAAUUCGAUUUCAAUAUUAUAUUAUAAUUUCUCUCUAUUAGGCUUUUAUUAAAAAGAACAAAUUUCAUUAUUAUAAUAUAGUAAUAAUAAAAAAAAAAGUAUAAUUAAUGUCUAAAGAAAAUACACUUUAACGUUUUACCGAAGAUACGCUUUAAUUACGAAUAAUCCAGCGUGUAUAUUAGUGCGCUACAAUCUAAAUAGAUCUUGGCUUGAGAUUGCAAUGUUUUCUUCUAUUAUUUUUAAGCCCAGCCUUCCGUCUGAUACAUAUAGAUUGUGAUCGAGACAUACUAGUGCACUCACCCAGUGUUAAUAACGCACAUCGAACGCACGUCUUGGAAGGCACAAUAAGCCACUAGACAAACACUAUUCUUACGAUACGCAUUUAAUCGUCACAACUUAAAUAUAAUUGUUCCGAGGUAUUGCAAUGAAAUGUUAAUAGCUGAUUUAUAUUAUCCAUACAAAUUUGAAGAACAGGUUCGAAUAAAUGUUUGUGUUUAUCCAACGAGGCAAUACCGGGUAUACGCGAGUGGUACCAUAUGUCAUAGCUAGAAAAGUAUAUUUUAAUUAAAAAACUGUAAUAAUUAUAAAUAUGAAAUAAAGUGUAUUUUCUUUUUAAUGUAACUUUAAAAAAAAACAACACUUUUUAAAUAAACAUUGCCACAAAACACAUUUGUUAUAACUGUACCAGAAACAUCCAAAAGUCCGUUUAUUUACAACAAAGGCUUUUUGAUGAUAUUAUUUUGAGAUAAUAGUUUAAACAUUAGUUUAGAUACUUUCUGUGUCCAAUGUUUUAAGGAUUUUAUUAUUUAUCAAAUUGACACGGUUAUACAUUACCGGUAUAUUGGGGAUGGAUAUUAUAUAAAUAGUAAAUUAUAAUCUAAUUAUUAUAUAUAAAUAUGUGGUGCUACCUUUU